This is a messenger RNA of Penicillium bovifimosum, 2052 nucleotides long. Its product is annotated as peroxisomal copper amine oxidase. Gene Ontology annotation, molecular function: primary methylamine oxidase activity; copper ion binding; quinone binding. The coding region runs from base 1 to 2052 and encodes 683 amino acids. The record is from RefSeq and is a predicted model, not a curated record. Gene Ontology annotation, biological process: amine metabolic process. NCBI's taxonomy places the organism in Eukaryota, Fungi, Ascomycota, Eurotiomycetes, Eurotiales, Aspergillaceae. The transcript is spliced from 3 exons.
AUGGUUCUCGACCGACUACAGCAAUUGACCCACCAGGUCAGCGCAACGUCACCGCUACCUCACCCUCUUGACCCUCUAUCUACUGUAGAGAUCGAUGCUGCUGUCAGCAUCAUCCGCAAAGAACAUGGCCCCCUCAACUUCAAUGCCGUUACCUUGUACGAGCCCCGCAAGGCCCAGAUGAUGGCCUGGGUAGCAGACCCGGAAUCUACUCCGCGUCCUACUCGAGCUGCUGAUGUGGUUGCCAUUGCCCCUGGUGGUAAGGUCUACGAUGGUGUGGUCGACCUGGACGCGAAGAAGAUCGUCAAGUGGGAGCACACGCCGAAUGUUCAGCCUUUGAUCACCAUGGAGGAUCUGCAGGAAGUUGAGCACAUUGUGCGCAAGGAUCCCAAAGUCAUCGAGCAAUGCAGAAUCAUUGGAAUCCCCAAAGAGGAUAUGCACAAAGUAUACUGUGACCCAUGGACAAUCGGAUACGAUGAGCGGUUUGGCACAGGAGUCCGUCUCCAACAAGCCUUGAUGUACUACCGUCCUCAUCCCGAUGACUCCCAGUACACAUACCCCUUGGACUUCUGUCCCAUCUUCAACUCCGAGACCAAGGAGAUCAUCCACAUUGAUGUACCACCUGUCCGGAGACCCCUCAGCGAGGCUGCACCAAACAACUACCACCCAGCCGCAAUUGAGAAAGAGGGCGGAUACCGUACCGACAUCAAGCCAAUCCACAUCACCCAGCCCGAGGGCGUGUCUUUCGAAGUCAAGGGCCGAACAAUCGAAUGGCAAAACUGGAACAUCCACGUCGGCUUCAACUACCGCGAGGGCAUUGUCCUGAACAACAUCACCUUCAACGACAAGGGCAACGUCCGCCCCAUCUUCUGGCGUCUCUCCCUCGCCGAGAUGGUCGUACCAUACGGCAACCCCGAACACCCCCACCAACGCAAACACGCCUUCGACCUCGGCGAGUACGGCGGCGGCUACAUGACCAACAGCCUAGCCCUAGGCUGCGACUGCAAGGGCGCAAUCCACUACAUGGACGCGGCAUUCGUCAACCGCGCCGGCGCCAGCACCAUCACCAAGAACGCAAUCUGCAUCCACGAAGAAGACGCCGGCAUCCUCUUCAAGCACACCGAUUUCCGUGACGAAUCAAUGGUCGUCACCCGCGGCCGCAAGCUCAUCAUCUCGCAGAUCUUCACCGCUGCUAACUACGAGUACUGCGUCUACUGGAUCUUCCACCAGGACGGCACCGUCCAGCUCGAAAUCAAGCUCACCGGUAUCCUAAACACUUACUCCCUCAACCCAGGCGAGGAUACCAAGGGCUGGGGAACUGAGGUCUACCCGGGCGUCAACGCCCACAACCACCAGCACCUGUUCUGUCUGCGCGUCGAUCCUAAUAUCGACGGGCCUAACAACACCGUCUUCCAGGUUGAUGCCGUGCAGGGCCCUGGUGAGGUCGGCAGCGCAGAAAACAAAUACGGAAACGCCUUUUAUGCCAAAAAGACCAAGUUCACUACCCCCACCGAGGCCAUGUCUGACUAUGACGGCUCUACCAGCCGAACAUGGGAUAUGGCCAACACCAACAAGCUCAACCCCUACAGCAAGAAGCCUGUCAGCUACAAGCUCGUCUCUCGCGACGUGCCUCCUCUCCUCCCCAAGGCCGGUGGUCUAGUCUGGAAGCGAGCUGGAUUCGCCCGCCACGCCGUGCACGUCACCAAAUACGACGACGACCAAGUCCACCCAGCCGGCCGCCACGUCCCCCAGACCUCCGGCGAGCCUUCAGCGGGUCUACCAGCCUGGAUCGAAGCCGCUGGCCCCGAUUGCUCGAUCGAUAACACCGACGUCGUGCUUUGGCACACAUUCGGUCUGACGCACUUCCCUGCUCCCGAGGAUUACCCGAUUAUGCCUGCAGAGCCGAUGACGCUUCUUCUUCGUCCGCGGAACUUCUUCGGCCGCAGUCCGGUUCUCGAUGUGCCUCCUAGCUUUGCGCGUACGCCGACGCAGAUUGCGGCUGGUGUGAAGGAUUGUGGGUGUAAGAAGAGUGAUGGGUCUAGUGUUUUGGUUUGA